Condylostylus longicornis is the source of this 2297-nucleotide messenger RNA. Its product is annotated as very long-chain-fatty-acid--CoA ligase bubblegum-like. Gene Ontology annotation, molecular function: long-chain fatty acid-CoA ligase activity. Lineage: Eukaryota; Metazoa; Arthropoda; Insecta; Diptera; Dolichopodidae. Bases 69 to 2075 code for a protein of 668 amino acids. Gene Ontology annotation, cellular component: endoplasmic reticulum; membrane. The transcript has 9 exons. The record is from RefSeq and is a predicted model, not a curated record.
UUGGAAUGUUAAACACGUUUUACAGCUUAAUUGUACAAUUUUGGUUUCCUUCCAACCCCUAAAUCAUCAUGGUUAUACUUUCUGAAUGCAGUAAAAAUAGUAAAAUAAAGCCAGCUGAUAGUUAUUGGACCAUCAAUCCAGAAAAAUGUGUCAAAUUAAAGAUUGAACGUGAACCAACGAUACAACCUGUAUCAAUUGUUGAUAUUUUUGAUAGAGUUGUUAAAGAAUAUCCGAAUAAUCCAUCGUUAAUGUAUAAAAAUUCACAUUCCAAAUGGACCCCAAUUACAUAUAAAGAUUACCAAAAAAAGGUUGAACAUAUUGCAAAGAGCUUUAUUAAACUUGGACUUGAUGAGUAUUUUUCUGUUGCUGUUAUAGCGUUUAAUUGCCCUGAAUGGUUUAUAUCAGCAUUAGCAGCAAUACAUGCUCAUGGAAUAAUUACAGGCGUUUAUACAACAAAUUCCACAGAGGCUACAUAUCACAUUUUAAAAACAUCACGUACUAAUGUCGUUAUUGUAGAUGAUACAAAACAAAUGAACAAAAUUCGUGAAAUAAGACAUAAAUUACCAUUUUUAAAAGCUGUUGUACAACUUAAUGGACCAUAUGAGUCCUUUGUUGGAACAGAAAUGGGAUAUUGCCGGUGGUCAGACUUAGAAGAAAUGGAUGUUACAGAGUUUAAUGAAGAGUACCAUAGAAGAAAAAAUAAUGUUGUUGUUAACGAAUGCUGCUCAGUGGUUUUUACGUCGGGUACAACAGGGCAAGCUAAAGGAGCAAUGCUAUCUCAUGAUAAUAUCCUAUUUGCCUGCCAAUCAACAAUAAAAUUUUUAGGAAAUUCUCGUUUUGGUGAAGAAGUUUUUGUUUCAUACUUACCAUUAAGUCAUAUUGCAGCACAAGUGUUGGAGUUUUAUAUUUGUUUAUGUUAUGCAGGCUGUGCGUGGUUUGGAGAUCGUGAUUCCUUAAAAGGAAGUUUAGUAAAUACAUUACAAGCUGCACGUCCAACUCGUUUUUUUGGCGUCCCCCGAGUAUAUGAAAAAAUUCAUGAAAAAAUGAAAGCUCUUGGAGCUCAAAGUAAUUUUCUAAAAAAAGCUAUAGCAAUGUGGGGUAAAAAUAUUACUUUGCAGCACUAUAUGGCUGAAACUACUGAUUCAAAUCAAAAACCAGUUCAUAGUUUUUCGUAUAAACUAGUGCGCAGAAUACUUAUGUCAAAAAUAAAAGAAGCUCUUGGUUUGGAUCGUUGUGUUUCUCUUGCUAGUGGUUCAGCUCCUUUGUCUGUGGAAACUAAAAAAUAUUUUCUAAGUUUGGAUAUAAAAAUUUUAGAUGCUUUUGGAAUGACAGAAACAUCUGCACCACAUUUAGUUUCACCACCAGAUGGACCUUUAAAUCUGGAAUCCGUUGGAGUUCCAAUUUCAGGUUGUGAUGCAAAAAUUAUAAAUCCAGAUAAAGAUGGUAAUGGUGAGUUAUGUCUAAACGGUCGCAAUAUAUUUAUGGGGUAUAUUGGUUUAUUAGAAAAAACUAAAGAGGCUUUAGAUGAUGAAGGAUAUUUGCAUACUGGGGAUAUCGCGCGAAUUGAUAAAAAUGGAUAUGUAACAAUAACAGGACGCCUUAAGGACAUAAUCAUAACGGCAGGUGGUGAAAAUAUUGCUCCAAUUUACGUUGAAAACUUAGUUAAAGCUGAGUUACCUAUAGUUAGUAAUGCAUUUUUAGUAGGCGACCGCCAAAAAUUCGUGGCAAUAUUGUUAGCUUUAAAGACUGAAAUCAAUCCAGAUGAUAUGUCUCCACUCGAUGCAUUGAUGCCAGAAGUCAUGGAAUUUUUUAAAAAUUUGGGAUGUAAUUGUAAAACUUUAAAAGAAGUAAUUGAAGCUGGGCCAUGCCCUAUUGUUUUGAAAUCAAUUCAAGAUGGGAUUGACAGAGCUAAUAUUCAUUCAAUAUCAAAUGCACAGAAAAUUCAAAAGUUUGCUAUACUACCACAUGAUUUUUCAAUAGUAACCGGUGAAUUAGGUCCUACAAUGAAAGUUAAACGAAAUUCUGUAGUUGAAAAAUACAAAGAAACAAUUGAAAGUUUUUAUAGAGAGAAUUAAUGCAUUACAUUUGUUUUGCAGAUGAAAUUCAGUUUAUCCAAAAUAAUAGUAAAUAGAACGCUAGUCUUAAAAAGCUUUAUAAAAAUUAUAAGUUUAAAAUGUUUAAAGUGUUCGAGCAUCCUUAUUUCCUUUACCCAUUAUUAAUAAUUUAAUAGUUUUCAUUUAUUAAUCUAAUUAAGUGAUUAAGUUACUUAGAUUUAACACAAAUUCAUAUUACUUGCA